CGAUGUUUCUCCACCUCUACCUUGGCUCCAAAAUAAAGAGACUAAAAAUAAAAAAAAGCAUGCAAAGGACAGAGUUUUGGACACAACUAGUUUAAAUUUUCGUUGACUCCGUCGCAGAAGCGCCCAGAUGAGCACCAUGGACUGCGGCAUGUUCCCCAUGCAUCCCAAAAUGGACGAGCAGCUCUCCAAAGCAUUCACCGCCAAUGAAGAGGAGGAGGAAAAGCACAUCCAGAAGGUGCAGAACGCCUUCCUCUACUACGGGCCAUAUGCGUGCCAGCGGCUAAGGCGCUCCAUGGAUUACCUGGACAGCCUGUCUGGAGAGGAUCAGCACAUGCUGGCCAAGUAUCGAGGGCAUCUGGAGUGUGUGCGCACGUGUAUUGAUCGCAACCAGGCGGUCAUCCGGGAAAUUCUGCGGGAGCGCGUCCUCUAUCCGGCAGAAGAAUCGACCACCAAUCCAUCGGCGGACCGGUGGGAGUUUGACGAGCCGCCGCCAAACGUGAGGCACGGUGAUAUGGACCAGAAUGAUAUUCCAUUCGAUGAAGCUGACGUUGAACCUCUCAAAAUUUUAAAGGCCCAGUCGACGUUGAAGUUGAUUGCGCGCGACUGGAGCACCGAUGGCGCCCUAGAGCGGGAGCAGUCCUACAAGCCGAUCAUAGACAGCAUCGUGGAGUACUACAAGCCCGGCGAUUACGAGUUGAAGGAGAUUAAGAUCCUGGUGCCGGGAGCGGGAUUGGGACGUCUGACCUACGAACUGGCAUGCUUGGGAUACUCGUGCGAAGGCAACGAGUUCUCUUACUUUAUGCUGAUCGCCUCCAAUUUUGUCCUCAAUCUCUGCGACUACGAGAACAAAUACGUGCUGUACCCGUGGGUGCAUCAGUAUGUGAACAACCUGAGGCGCGAGGAUCAAGUGGCCGCCGUUCGCUUCCCCGACGUCUGCCCCCUGAAGAAUCCGCCCAAGGGCCACUUUGAAAUAGCCGCAGGGGACUUCCUGGAGGUUUACAAGACGCCGCACAGCUACAACUGCGUGGCCACGUGCUUCUUUAUCGAUUGCGCCAAUAACGUGAUCGACUUUAUACGCACCAUUUACAGAAUUCUCGUGCCUGGUGGCAUAUGGGUGAAUCUCGGACCGCUUCUGUAUCACUAUAGCGACGUCAGCGGACAGAACAGCAUUGAGCCGACGUUCGAGGACCUUUGCAUCAUUAUGGAGAGCGUGGGCUUCGUGAUCGAGAAAUCGCGCACGGGCAUUCGCACCAAGUACGCCCAGAACCCUUCCUCGAUGAAGCAAAGCGAGUAUGAGAGCCUAUUCUGGGUCUGUCGCAAGCCGGAUCCGUUUGAGGAGCAGCGGGGCAAGCGCAAGGCCUCCAGGGAGCCACACGAUCUCAUUGUGCGAGAGGACAGCGUGGAGGAGACGCCACCGCAACAGCAGAAGCAGCAACCCACGGCCAACGAUGAGACUGAGAUGGCCCAGCCAACGUGAUAGCCAUUGACCAAACCCAAAACCACACCCGAACCCACCUACGGAUGCCAUCACCAACACCCUAAUCAUCAAGCCACAGGCUAGACAGGGAACUCGAAUUAACAC
Molecule: messenger RNA, 1582 nt
Organism: Drosophila rhopaloa
Lineage: Eukaryota; Metazoa; Arthropoda; Insecta; Diptera; Drosophilidae
Product: carnosine N-methyltransferase
Exons: 6
Coding region: 128-1477 (449 amino acids)
Molecular function (GO): S-adenosylmethionine-dependent methyltransferase activity
Source: RefSeq, a predicted model, not a curated record